ACAGGUCGGUGAUUCAUCUCAGGAUUGUGAUUUCGAAGUUCGAUUUUGAGCACAGCUCCGUGAUUUAUCUCCGUGGAUUUGGGACUCUUCGUCUUCUUCGAUCAGAGAUGGAAUUUUGCGUCUUGAGGUCAACAGGAUGCUGAGGGCAGGGGGACACUUUGUUUGGGCAGCACAAUCUGUUUAUGAGCAUGAAGAUAACUCGCAAAAACAAUGGAAAGAAAUGGAGAACCUUUCUUGGUGUAUUUGUUGGGAACUUAUAAAGAGGGAAGGGUACAUUGCUAUAUGGAGGAAGCCUCUGAAUAACAACUGCUAUGUUAAUCGGCAUCCUCAAUUACAACCUCCUAUAUGUGAAGCCAAUGACGAUCCAGACAAUGUUUGGUAUGUCAGUCUAAAGGCAUGUAUCACUCCGUUACCUGAGAAUGGUUAUGGGGCUAAUGUUACUAGCUGGCCCACACGCCUUCAUUAUCCACCAGACAGGCUACUUACCAUAAAAAUGGAUGCCUACAAUUCCCGAAAGGAAAUAUUCAGAGCAAAGUCAAAAUAUUGAAACGAUCUUGUAAAUGGUUAUGUUAAUGCCUUCAAUUGGAAAGACUUACACCUACGAAAUGUGAUGGACAUGAAGGCUGGAUAUUGAGGGUGCCUUCCUUUUUCUUCUUCUUUUUCAUCUCUUUAUAUAUGUUUACCCUUCUCUAAAUCUGGAAGAGUGCUUUUUAAUUUUGAUUGUUUGAAUUCCUAUAUCAUGGGUACUUUGUUCAUGGCAGGUUUGCUGCAGCAUUACAUGAUUAUGGGAUUGAUUGCUGGGUUAUGAAUGUUGUUCCUGUUAGCAGUUACAAUACAUUGCCUGUUAUUUUUGACCGUGGACUCAUAGGAGUUGUGCAUGAUUGGUAUGGGCUAUGCACCUUUUCUAUAUAUUGUUGUGAAAUAAAUUCACUUGUACAAAUUCCAUUUUCUUGAAUAGCUCAGGCCAUUGAGAUACUGCAAACUUCAUCCACUUAAGUUGUAACUCAUAAGUUUUAAUUAUUUUUCAAACUAAUUCAUCUUCAUUGCAUAAAAAAAAUAAUAAUAAUAAUAAUUUGGUCCAUUGAGAUUCUAUAAUUUGAAAGAUAUUUUGACUGUUAGUUUUCCAGAAUAAUUUACCUAACAUGUCACAGGGUUCACUCUUUCUUUGCUCCCUCCUCACUUAAAAGAAAAUUAUAUAGGGACAAAAGAAAUUAAAUUCUAGUUGUAGAAUGCUCCUCAAGAUGGGGAAAAUUAUAAAUGCAUCAGUAGUAGGAGUAAGGAAGAAAAGUGAAAAGAUUUUCUUGAUUUCAUCCCCUUGAAAGACAUUGGUAUUGGAGAGGAUUUCAUUUGGCAAUGAAGUCAAUAUUUUCCCUCCUAAAUGUUAAAAAUAUAUUUUCCCUCCUAAAUUGGUGCUUGAGAUUUGUAAAUUUUUGCUCAUGGAACUAGAGGAAUAGAAUUGGUUGAUAACUAUUUUCCACUUUCCUAUUCAAUUUUGAAGACAAAAUUGUUAUUAGAAAUUGAUUGGACCAUAUCCAGGUGAUACUGUCUUGAUCUACAGAGUUU
Molecule: messenger RNA, 1563 nt
Organism: Camellia sinensis
Lineage: Eukaryota; Viridiplantae; Streptophyta; Magnoliopsida; Ericales; Theaceae
Source: RefSeq, a predicted model, not a curated record